Messenger RNA from Pseudogymnoascus verrucosus, 1193 nucleotides. RefSeq lists its product as uncharacterized. The coding region runs from base 209 to 1114 and encodes 301 amino acids. Gene Ontology annotation, biological process: mitochondrial L-ornithine transmembrane transport. Gene Ontology annotation, molecular function: L-ornithine transmembrane transporter activity. The transcript has 2 exons. The record is from RefSeq and is a predicted model, not a curated record. Lineage: Eukaryota; Fungi; Ascomycota; Leotiomycetes; Thelebolales; Thelebolaceae.
CACCAAUCCCCGCAUCUAAAGUACCUGCAGAUCCGUGCUGCGUCUCGCGCUUAUCUGGCCGAAUUUUUGAUAUAGUUUUCCGUCCCGCCUCCUCUGACUCUUUCAAUUCAUUUCCAUUUAUUGAUUUAUCUUCUUCCCACGCUCCCCUCCCACCGAGCAUUGCCUGCCCUGAACUUUGCACUGGGAGUAGCGUCGCGGAAGAGAUACAAUGGCUGAUUUGGAGGGUACGGACGAGAGGUCCGCCAGCGUGGCGAAGGACUUGUUCUCGGGCGCAAUGGGAGGAAUUGCACAGGUUCUGCUUGGUCAACCAUUUGAUAUCGUCAAAGUCCGUCUUCAAACCACCACCCAGUACGCCAAUGCCCUGGACGCAGCCAAGACCAUCUAUGCCAAAGAGGGCCCGCUCGCCUUCUACAAGGGUACCCUCACGCCCUUAGUCGGUAUCGGCGCCUGUGUGUCUGUCCAAUUCGGUGCCUUUGGCUUCGCUCGUCGCCAAUUCGAGCAGUACAAUGCCUCCAGAUCGGCACUCGCAUCCCCCGACCUCUCGUACGCGCAGUACUACGGCGCCGGAGCCUUCGCCGGUCUCGCCAACUCCGUCAUCUCGGGCCCAAUCGAGCAUGUCCGUAUUAGGCUGCAGACCCAGCCCCACGGGAAGGACAGGCUGUACUCCGGCCCGCUGGACUGUGUGAGGAAGCUAGUUGCGCAUGAGGGCAUGAAGGGCAUUUAUCGUGGUGAGGCUGUGACGCUGAUGCGUGAGGCGCAGGCUUAUGGGUGUUGGUUCAUGUCGUUUGAGUAUAUGAUGAACAAGGAUGCGGCGAGGAACAAUGUGGAGCGUAAGGAUAUUCCGACGUGGAAGAUUGCGAUGUAUGGUGGUUUGGCGGGUGAGGUGCUCUGGUUGGCGAGCUACCCGUUCGAUGUUGUGAAGAGCAAGAUGCAGAGUGAUGGGUUUGGAAAGGAGCAGAAGUAUAAGACCAUGACAGACUGCUUCAGGCAAACUUGGAGGGCUGGUGGAAUGGGUGGCUUCUGGAAAGGAAUUUUCCCUACUAUGAUUAGGGCUAUGCCGGUCAGCUCCGGUACGUUUGUGGUGGUGGAGAUGACAAUGAGGGCGCUCAGCUAGAGUUUGGACAAUCAAAUAGAAUCUAUUGUAUGUAUCUGCCUACUCUAUGGAAAUUUGACUACGUUAAACUUUCAACCCG